AUGGCGGAGUCUCAGCUGCUUUGCCUGGACGACACUCAUGUGAACGAGAAGCUUAGCGAGCACCACCCGCGGUACUACUACAGUGAGGAGUGGCGGCGGGCCCUGGAGCUGCUGGUGGGCAAGGGGGAAAAGGCGUACAAGGACUGGCUGAAGAAGGAGCAAGUGCGCGACUUCCUCUCCAGCCAGGAGCUGCAGGCCUUACGGGAUGCCUGGCGCGCUUACGAUGCCCACCUCGACGACGGCGGCGGCGGCAAAGCUCUCACCGACUCCUCGGGGAAGCCCCUCUCCCUGGCCUACUGGCCCGACCACUCCGACACCGAGAUCCCUCCGCUGGACAUGGGCUGGACUCACAACACGUUCUACCGGGGGGCCACUCGCCUGGCCCUGUUCACGCACCCGCGCAAGGAAGACAACGCGCCUCACGUCAAGCAAGUGGCGCGCGAAAUGAUACAGCAGGCGCAGAAGAUCAUUGCAAUAGUUAUGGACGAGUUCACUGAAAGGGACAUCUUCCAGGAUACUGUAGAUGCAGCAUACAAGCGUCGGAUCCCAGUCUAUAUAAUCUUGGAUGAAGAAGGCUCUAAAUUCUUCCUGGAGAUGUGCAAAUGUAUGGAGCUCAGUGAAUUCCAUAUCCGGAAUAUCCGUGUGCGUUCUGUGACUGGAGUUGGGUUCUAUAUGCCAUCAGGGAAGAUUAAAGGUAAUUUGGCCUCCCGUUUCCUGAUGGUGGAUGGUGAUAAAGUUCUUACAGGAUCCUACAGUUUCACAUGGACAUCAUCCCACAUAGACAGAAACAUUAUCUUGUACUUGACCGGACAACAUGUGGAGAUGUUUGAUAUUGAAUUUCGUGAGCUCUAUGCCAUUUCAGAGGAGGUCAGUCUCUACAAGGAGCUAAAUAUUCCAUGCCCUUUCCGUCAAGGCAUCGGGAAACUGGGAUUUUCCUCCUCCACUGUGGCUCGGAAGGUUAUCAAUCCAAAAUAUGGACUGGUGGUGGGAGUUCCUCCAGGAGAAAUGAUGCGCUGGGCCUCCCACCAGAGGCAGGAAACACAACGGAAUCUAGAAGGAAGGGAAGAAAGUGAGUCCAAUAAGAGACUACAUAGUUUUCUGAAUGACCUUGUAACAGUAGAACAGGUGCUGCCAGAUAUUGAGCCUCCCCUUGAGGACCUGAACAGAGCAAACAGAAGUCCUCAGAAGUUACUUUCCUGGUUCCACAUGGACCUGAAAUAUAAAUCCAAAUCUAGAGAGUCUAUCCGUGACUUCAGGAAGGAUGAUGUUGCCAAUGGAGAAGUUGGUUCCAAACAGGGCAAGAAGUUUGGGAGUGGAUUUUUCAGAAGGGCCAAGCGACCACCACCUUUGAAUGCUGAUGCCAACUCUGUUACCAGUGAAACUGCUGAAGAGUUUGUGAUUGUAAAGGUACCAAAGGAGAGCCAGGAAAGCUUUUGCCCUACUAGUGUUCGCAGUAAUGGUGGCAACUCAGGUAAAGUGAGUUCGAGCACUCUUUCAGGAGAAAAAGCCAAACAAUCAACCUGUGUAGUUUCAUGA
Molecule: messenger RNA, 1536 nt
Organism: Varanus komodoensis (Komodo dragon)
Lineage: Eukaryota; Metazoa; Chordata; Lepidosauria; Squamata; Varanidae
Gene: SACK1F
Product: family with sequence similarity 83 member F
Exons: 5
Coding region: 1-1536 (511 amino acids)
Source: RefSeq, a predicted model, not a curated record